AGCAUGAACACUCAACCGUUGAUAAUCGUUAAAAUUUUGUGGCGAAGUUAAUCCCCUCAUAUUGAAGAUCAAUGUGAAAAUAUGUGAUCAGAAUGAUGCAUCUGUAUCUGACAAUAUUAUCGAGUUUAUAGAUAUUGAUCUUAUUGACGCUGUUGUUGCCUGUCCUUGCCGGUGCUGUCUAGGAAUUCAGGUUUCAUGACUUCCCAGGCGGGACAAGGAGUGAUUUGGCCUUCAUAUCAUCAAUCCUCAAUUCUAUCACUCGACUGCAACACGGAAGGUGUGUUGGUUUCGGGUGCAGAGUCCUGUGAUGUCUGUAUCUGGGAUGCGAAGAACCGCUCUCUCGUGCACCAAUUGUCAGGGUUUCCAGACGAAGUAACUGCAGUGUCUUUCUAUGUGGCUGAGCCUCAUUACUUCUGGGUGUCGAGUGACUGUAUGCUUCUGAAGUUCGACCUGAGGAACUAUGAGCAGCCAGUGUACGAGACAUGCUACUCAGAUGAUGAUGUCAACAUGAUCCUGAUGAACGAAAAGGACCAACUGUUGGCUACGUGCGAUGACUCAGGUGCUGUUACUGUGAUUGAUGAUAGCAAACCGACCAAAAAUGUCAUCCAUACGUUCUCAGACCAUGACAGCUGCGUGAGUAGCAUCCAGUUCCACCCCUCCGCACCCGAACUGUUCUCGGCGGGCACGGACGCUCAAUUGAGAAGUUGGAACCUCGUAGACGGCUCCUCUUCGUCUACUUUGUACUUGAACGCAUGCUUCCAUGACGACUCUCAGGCCGGCUCCGAAUCGGCAGCCGAAGGAUCAUCUGCCGAAUUGUUUUCUGGUAAUAUUCUGACUCCGCCUAUGGCACAUUCAAUUUCACUCAACUCUUCUGCAAAUGUGUUGGCUUGUGGCGUCGAAAAUUCAGCCUUGCUUUUGUUCGAUGUCCUGAAAAUUUCAGAUGGGACAAGCUCAUCAACUGCAGCCAGCUCUAAGUCCAAAUUGAGGCUGUCAAGUUUGUUGACUGGCCAUACUGCAGCAGUCUCGCAAGUGACCUUUGCCAAUAACUGGACAGAAGCGGGUGUUUAUGGCGGCGAUUUACUAGUCAGCGGUGGCUCUGAUAAACGGAUUAUCUCGUGGCGGGCUGAGAUAAAUGAAGAGUUUGAAGAUGCUUUGGAAGACAUAUCUGAACAAGGUGCUGGUGAUGGACUUGACCUUGAACAGCCAAUGGAAGAUGCUGAAAGUGAAACAACUGAACUUAAUUCACCUGUAAUUACGUCAUCAGCAUUGAACAAGAUAUGUUUCCAACAAGCGACGUGUAAGACCCAUCAUAAUAAAAUCAAUUGGCUAUGCCCGUCUGUUGUGGACGGUGAGCCUCAACUGUUUGUGGCUGAUCUAUCGACAGUUGUGACAUCUUAUUCUCAUCACGCUUUGUUUUCUUGAUCAUUUAACUGGAUUGGUUUAUUUCCAUUUAUACCAUACAGUCUGGAACGAUGUUUAUUUGUUUACAAAUUUAUUCUUGUAAUUCUGA
Molecule: messenger RNA, 1510 nt
Organism: Symsagittifera roscoffensis
Lineage: Eukaryota; Metazoa; Xenacoelomorpha; Acoela; Convolutidae
Product: WD repeat-containing protein 53-like
Exons: 7
Coding region: 196-1422 (408 amino acids)
Molecular function (GO): protein binding
Source: RefSeq, a predicted model, not a curated record